Bolinopsis microptera is the source of this 939-nucleotide messenger RNA. RefSeq lists its product as uncharacterized. The record is from RefSeq and is a predicted model, not a curated record. NCBI's taxonomy places the organism in Eukaryota, Metazoa, Ctenophora, Tentaculata, Lobata, Bolinopsidae. The transcript has 5 exons. Bases 1 to 792 code for a protein of 263 amino acids.
AUGAUUUUCGUUAAGUUUAUUGCUAUUAAUAUUUUAAUUUCUUUAGCGGAAAGUGAUGUUGUUCUCAGUUCAGCUGUUUUAAGUUAUGCCCUGAAUGGUACAGACAUAUUCCCGCCUUCAAAUCUCCUGAAUAGGAACACCUCUGACUUAUCUUCUCUUCUUCUAAAUAACGCCUUCUUCAAUGGAAAUGAUACAGUUCGUUCCCACGGACGCGGAAGAGGGACCAACAAGAGACCAGGGUCACCAGAGUUACCAGGGUUACCAGAGUUACCAGGGUUACAAGAGAUAGUACCCUCUACAACCCGCCAGAUAAACCCUGCAUACCACACAGCUGGACCAGGACCCGCUUUUGACAAUGAUAUGAGGGUGGCAGCGGAGGUAGUCCUCAGUAAGUGGGAUGGAAGUGCUCACGGGGAUGAGCUAUGGUGGCAGGCUGAGUUUGGUGGGGUGGUCUAUAUCGCUACUUUGACCCUACAUUCCUACUACUACACCAGCUGGUUCAACAAAACGUGGGGUUGUGUACAGAACAAGAAGACGUACAAGUUCUGUAAAGAUGAGAUGUCCUUUGUUGAUGUGGAUCUGUACCAAGGGUCAAGUUUUGUUAAGAGAUGUGGUACACUCGUGCAAGGACAUGGACUCAGACAGCAGGAUCAGGUUUACAGAUUUACUUGCGAUGGAUAUGGGGACAGGAUAUCUUUAUCAAAGAAACACUCUAAAACCAUGCUGCUGCUUCAUGAGAUAGUUAUAACUGGAAUUCAAGAGGGAUACAAAUAUUUGCAGCGCCCAAAAUAAAUUCACACAGCAUUUGAGAGAUCCGGAGACCCGAUGUUGAUUAUAGUGAAGCACAUGAAGCAUUAUGGAACGUAGUGUCAGGGAACUGUAUCCUUUGCAAGCACAUUCACGCAACAUCAUGAUAUCACAGACUACAAGAACAACAAC